Amoebophrya sp. A120 is the source of this 1113-nucleotide messenger RNA. The record is from the annotation of a GenBank genome assembly. NCBI's taxonomy places the organism in Eukaryota, Dinophyceae, Syndiniales, Amoebophryaceae.
AUGCCUGUCGUGCAUGAGAAACUCCCUCCCAACUUGGUCAAAAGUGGACGGCUUUUGGCACUCAUGCAACACAGAUUUUUGCAUGCUUCGGAUUUAGCAUCACAAGUUAUUGUCUUCCAGACCCAGACAUAUUUGCAAUGCAUAUUGGCAAGAGCUUCCUUGCUGGACGGAAAUCCAGGUUGUAGCAAGCAACUCCCGAAGCAGGUGGUCGUAGCAAGCACCAGCUUAUCCUGUGCAAAAGUAUCGUACUCGUAGUAAUUGCAGUCAUGCAUUGCAAAUCUUCUUCUUAAGGUAAAUCCGCAUUACAAAUUUCAUUUCUCAUGCUAAGGAAAUUUGUAAUGCAUUUAUACGAGUGCGAUACUUUUGCAAUUCAUACAGCUGCACCACCUCUUCGUAGCUAGAGCCUGGACGUCGAAUAUCCAAACUAGGUACAGCUACACCUACGCUGGACGAGGAGGGUGAUUUUACCACCUCUACUUCGCGAACAAAAUUUUUGCACCACUACAAGGACGAGGAACGGCCUGGUUUUAUUUCUUUUUGGAAGUAAGUAGUAGAGAUCAUUGAUCAUUUUUGAUGAAACAAAUCUACUUCAGCGUGGUUCCAUUGAAACCAAGCUCUUUACUCUCUGAGGAAGCAUUUUUAUUUCCUUUGUCCUGUAGCUGGACGAAAAUUGUAGCUGUGGCUGAGGUCCAAGAAACCGCUUUUUUUGAAGCUGUCCCCACCGUGUAAGAUUCCGUGUAAGAUUAUCAAAGCUCGCUGUCCGCCGUGUAUGAUUGAAAAACUUAGAAGGCAGCAGCCCAUCAUCUUGAAGUAGACCCUCAGCGGUGGAGAGCUUUCUGAUGAAACAUUUCUGUGCCGAUGUUCUUCGCGCCACAAGCGCGACCUGUGUUCCACUUCAACAGGAUCUUCUUCUCACAAGGAGCUCAAAAAGACCUUGUAGUACUAGUGCCAGCACCACCGGCACUUAGUCCGUAUCAAACCAGAAUGAGAAGUACUAGAUCUUUCGCUUUUAAAGCUGCACUGCUCGUCUUUUACUCGUAUUCUUGACGAUCAUUCAUUUACUGCGCUCUAGUACAACCCGUGUUCAAACAUAAGUACAAGCGGCCAACGUUC